Molecule: messenger RNA, 939 nt
Organism: Spodoptera litura
Lineage: Eukaryota; Metazoa; Arthropoda; Insecta; Lepidoptera; Noctuidae
Source: RefSeq, a predicted model, not a curated record
AACUGUUAUUGUGUCAGUAUUCAGAACACUGUUCUGGUGAUAGCAGUAUUCCAAACUCCUUAACAAACCAUUUAUUUAUUUAUUAAUUGAAUAUUAUAAUCACCAUGUCUCAGCCUCUAAAAGUAUGGUCCAAAUUCUCAGUCACCAAAAAAGAUGGCAGUGUUCUCAAUUUACGUAUUGUGGAUAACCCAGAAGAUCCGAAGGUGAUAGAAAAAGUAAUGGAUUGCUUUCACAAUUAUUUUGUAAAAGAAGAGUGCACAUUCAAAGCAGCAGGCGUUCCAGAAAGUGAAGAAGCAAUGCAAGAAAUAAGGGGAGCCUUUAACUAUUUGGUCAGCAAUGAAAAACCAGUGUUAAGCGUUUGUUGCUUGGACAACGGAGACGACCAGAUCAAGGAGGUGAUGGGAGCAUCACUAAUGAUGUACAUGACAAGGGAAGAGGCAGAAAAGAAGUUAAAGUUCAAGACAAAAGCAAUGCAGAAACUUAUUCAGAUGGCAGAAGAUCUAGCAGAGAUUUACAAUGAUAUGAGGGCAUUCAAUUUAGAUCCUUACCUUCUUGACAGAGGGAUUGUUGUAUGCCCCGAGUACAGAGGCCUCGGAAUUGCACAGGAGCUUCUUAAAGUCAGACGGCUUAUUAGCAAGGAGUACGGCAUACCCAUUAACGGCGCCUGGAUGACGUCAUACGGUACACAGAAGGCAGCGGAGCGUGAUGGCUGGGAGACUGUCUGCGAGCUCCAGUAUGAAGACUUGGAGAAGAAGUUCAACGUCACCUACGGAAGACAUCCACCUUCCACGAAGUUCAUGAUCGCUAGAAUACCACUUUAAACGUUUUAAUUUUCAUUGAUCUAUUUUAUAAACAAAAUCAUUAAAAUAAUGUUAAAUAAAUAGGCUGUAGUAUUAUGUUAUGUUAUGUAUGAAAUAUAGUAAACGGUUAUCUAACAAG